This is a messenger RNA of Cyclopterus lumpus (lumpfish), 1494 nucleotides long. Its product is annotated as DLA class II histocompatibility antigen, DR-1 beta chain-like. Bases 38 to 775 code for a protein of 245 amino acids. Gene Ontology annotation, molecular function: MHC class II protein complex binding. NCBI's taxonomy places the organism in Eukaryota, Metazoa, Chordata, Actinopteri, Perciformes, Cyclopteridae. The record is from RefSeq and is a predicted model, not a curated record. Gene Ontology annotation, biological process: immunoglobulin production involved in immunoglobulin-mediated immune response; immune response; antigen processing and presentation of exogenous peptide antigen via MHC class II. Gene Ontology annotation, cellular component: membrane; MHC class II protein complex. The transcript is spliced from 5 exons.
UUCACUUUGUCUAACUUGUCUUUCCUCAUAUGUAACCAUGCGCAUUCACAGCUUCUUUUCUUUGCUGUUUCGGCUCCUUUUAUAUUCAAGAGCUGAUGCUCUCUUUGGUCAUGGUUUUAUUCGGUGCCAGUUUACUUCCUCCAAUGACACCGUUUAUUUGGAGCAGUACUACAUCAACAAGAUGCUACUGCUCCAAUACAACAGCACUUUGGGAAACGUUACCGGCUACACAAAGAAAGCAAUAGAAAUUGCACGUGACUUCAACAAAAGCCCGACUUUCCUGAGACAAGAAAAAAAGAAUCUGGAGAAAUGCAAAUCCCACGUCUCAUUAUUAUUGGAUGUCCUUUCAAAAACAGUGGAGCCCUCCGUCAGGCUGAGGUCAGUUGAUGCAGCAGGCAGCAAACAUCCAGGCAUGCUGGUCUGCAGUGUGUACGGCUUUUAUCCCAAACAAAUCAGAGUGACUUGGCAGAAGAACGGAAAUAAUGUGACAUCUGAUGUGACGUCCACUGAAGAACUGUCCAAUGGGAAUUGGCUCUACCAGAUUCACUCAUAUCUGGAAUUUACACCCACACCUGGAGAGAAAAUCACCUGUAUGGUGGAGCAUGCCAGCCUCACAGGGCCCAAGCUUUAUGAGUGGGACCCAACAUUUGAGUCACAGAGGAACAAAAUUGCUGUCGGGACAGCAGGGCUGGUGCUGGGUCUGGUGUCUUUAGUUACUGGGAUGAUUUUCUACAAGAAGAACCAUGCUGGCCGAAUAUUGGUGCCAACAAGUUAAGGCAGACGGACACUUUGGCUGAAACAUAUGUAAUACAAGCCAAAAUGGAAGAGGAUGGAAUAAAUAAGGUGUCGAGUCCCACAGUUCAGGAGGUUGAUAUGCAGUGUACAAUAUAUAGAGGAAUACUUUGUGUUGUGCGGAUAAAUCUAUUAAAAGUAAGCUUUUAAUUAAGUUUGAGGUAAUAAUAUAUAAAGAAUUGAAAAUAUCUUGUCAAGAUCUUCUUUAGAACUGUACACAUCGUCAUAAUUUAAGAGAGCUUAUUUUCCAUGAAAUGGUUUGACUAUACCCUGUAAUAUUUUGGUGAUUAUCAACGGGAAUGGCCUUUUAAUUUUUAAUUAUGUUGAUUAAAAAUAUAUACACAGCACUAUGGUUCUGGCUAAUACAAAUGUCUAGUGUCAUGAGCUGGGUGCUAAUCACAUGAUCUGAUAUACAAGAUGUACUGGAUUUAUAUCUGUCAUAACAUAAAUAUAUCAAAUACACACUUCUUACCAAUGGACUUAUGCAUGCAAUACAUUUAUAUUUUGACAUGUUUUUCCUAAUCUUUCUUGUUGGGUUGAGGUUGUCGUUCAAAGAAGUACAAAAACAUUAUGUAACGCCAAAGUACUGUAAACUAGGAGUCUGGUCUAUUUGGUUGCUGUGUUGAUGCCUACUACAAGAUGAAGAACAUUCUCCAGGUGAGAACCGAGAUUACAUUAAAUCAAAUGAAUAUAACAAAUGAU